Dipodomys ordii (Ord's kangaroo rat) is the source of this 897-nucleotide messenger RNA. RefSeq lists its product as uncharacterized. The coding region runs from base 1 to 897 and encodes 298 amino acids. The record is from RefSeq and is a predicted model, not a curated record. Lineage: Eukaryota; Metazoa; Chordata; Mammalia; Rodentia; Heteromyidae. The transcript has 7 exons.
AUGGAGGUCCUGGACGAGUUCGACAACGAGUUCCCCCUGAGUGUGACCUUCUGCCAGCUCAUCUCGGAGGAAGACUUUGAGAGGCAGGCGGCGAUCUACACGGAGCGCGCGCUGCGCCGCCUCUUCCGCACCCUCGACCGCAACCCCGCGCUGGCGGAGCGGGUGAUGCGCCGGGGCAAGCAGAUCGAGUGCGAGCAGCGAGGGCUCUUCUCCUUCCUCUGGGCUAAGUUCAUCAGUACUGUCCAGGGGGAUCUGAACCACUGCAACACCAUGGGAGCCUUAGAGAUGCACCAGCGCCUGGAGCAGUUGAAGAGGCGCAUCCUCCGUGUGCACCUGUACUCCCAGGAUGCCAAGAGGAAGAGGAGAAAGCCUAAAUUCAAGAAGCCAGAGCCCAUCUUCUCACAGGACCAGUCAACCUCCCCAUGCCUGUCACCUCCAGCACUGCCUCCACCUGUCAACACCAUGGCCUCUGUGGUGGCCUCGUCACCACCUGUCUAUACUAUGCCUAGGGUCUUUGGUCCCUUCCCUCCAAAUACGGUCAAGCCUAUGGAGAAAUUGGACAUUUCAAAGUCUGAAGUGAAAUUAACCUGGAAUGGCCUGUCAUCAAACCCAAAGAGCCACAUGGUUGAUCUGACCCCCUUGGUCCUCAACCCCGGAGGCUUCCAUUUCUCAUACUUGGCUGGAAACAGUGUGCCCAAGCUCCACUGCCCUGGCUUCCCCUGGACUUCGGCCUGUAAUGGAUCCCCCAAUACAGGUGAAACUCCAUGCCAUGGUGUGAGAGCUUCUAUCUUCUCCCCACCUGUCCUACUCAAAUUCCAGCCUGUGUCCAAACCCAAAGACGACUCAGAGAAUGACCCUGGCAGUGCAGAGUCCACGCCCCCCAACAGGAGCCAGUAA